GAAUAUGAACGAUCAAACACCCAAAGAUCUGACUCAAGAAGUUGAGUCGAAUAAACCUUUCAUUGAUCUCAGGUUUGUAAGAGAUCUUAACACACCAGAGAGCAGACAGUUAACCGAAAAAGCAAUGAUGUCUACAAGAGGAGAGCUAUACUCAAAUUUCAACUCUCCUACUAGCGACACUUUAUCAUUCUUCAACUCCAAGCCGAAGAAUGAUAAAACUCAAGGAGGCCUGAAACAGAAGUACCUGAACCAUAAGGCGAAGGAGCUUGGCAAGCAAUUUCCGAAAGGGUUUUCUGACUUUAUCAAAGUUGCUCCCAAGAGUCAUAAGAUAAUUCAGUAUAAUCAGACAUUAAAUCUUGCCAAGAUCUCAAAGAAAGACAAGUCUUCUAAGAAGAAUGUAGGAAAACUCUCAAACCUCAAAUCUUUAAGACAAAAUAAUGCAGUGAUUAAAUAAAAUUCCUAAGAGAAAUAAACCUACCAAAGAAAUUCAUGCAAGCAAAGUAGUCAAAAGCUCGCUUUUACUGUUAACAAGCGACCAGAUUCAUCAACAUCAUGCCAAUGGUGUGGGCAAGAGCCAAUUUCACUUAGAACGAGACAAGCCCAGUCUUUUUGAGAAGGCAACCUCUGGCUUACUCUUUAACCCAAAAUCAGGCAAGAAGCCUUAUGUGUCCCAGUCUCCUAGGAAGUUGAACCCAGAAGAAAAGAGGAAGCUCAUUUCAGAGAAAAAGAUGCUAAGGUGGAAGGAAAGAGAUAGAAUAAUGAAGAAGAAGUACAAACAUGAAAGGAAGAAAAUGGUAAAAGAAUGAGAUAGCUUGAGAUACUUUCAAUAUCACACUGUCAGAGCUUCUCAAUCUAAGAAGAAGUUGCCUCUAUCGCCAAUGUUUUUAAACGAGCCCAUAUUUAAGUACCUCAGAGACACUCAGAGUCCAAGCCAUAGAGACUUUUACAUGACGCCAAGCGAGAAAGGUGCCAGAUCCCACUGGAAGAAACUUGAGCCAAAGAUAGAAACUCCAAAACAAAAUUUAUGAUUAUUCCUUAAAAAACUCAACAAAGAAAAGAUAUACCAAACCUUGAAAGAUAUUGAAAAAUCAUGAAAUGGAAUUGAUGCCCUACCUGAUGAAAGCAAUUUCAUCAGCAAAUACGAUCUGUUAAGCCACAUUUCCAAAGAUCACGACAAAAUAGACCAAAUUUCAGAAGCACUUGACAUAGAUAUGAUCAAGAGUAUGAUUCUGAAGAAAAAGAAAGAGAAAGCUCAAAAAGAUUACCUAAAAUUCCUUAAGGACUCAGAAGCAGACUUAACAGUUUUUGAAGAGACAAAAUUACCUCAUAAACAAAGUAAAACUCAAAAUCCCACUUUCAAACGAAAUCGAAUUCGUCCCUCCAGAAAGGCUUACUCAACUUUCAGAAAACAAGAGGUGGCUACAAAGCAAGACAAGUUGUUUAGUGCUAGAAAGAGAUUGUGGGCCAAGAGCAAUGACAAAAUUAGACCGGAUUUACCAUUACUAGAGACUGCACCAAAAUCUAUAACUUGACUGAUAGAAGACUGAAAUAGUUUCUUAGCAUCUUAAAGUGUAUUAUUUUAAUGACUCUAACAAAUAUUAUAAAAGACACUGUAGAAAUCCAUUAAUAGCAAUUCUAUUUUAGAUAACAUUGAUAAAUCUUUCCAUCAUAAAGAGAGCCUCAUAAUAUCAUUACACCAUCCAAGGUAUUUAAAAGCUCUUUCACAAAUUUUCUGUGCUCAAUCAUCACCAAUAUCUCUUAAAACUCACCUUGUAACCCCACUACCUACAACUCCUCAACCCCUGACUCAAUAAGCUCCUUUAAAAAAUUCGUCCUACCCUAAGCUCUGAGUCCUCGGCUCCUUUUGAAUGGAGACUCUCAGGUGGCUUCCCUCCAAUGUGAAUACUUCCCAAGUCUGUGGUCUACUACGAUAGUGGGUUUACUCUUAAAAUGAUUAUGCUGCACUGCCUAGAGAGGUGAAGUCUGGGUUUGGGGUCGUGAGCCGGUGGCAAUGGCCUAGGGGGUCGGGAAGUUAGCAAAGGCUUUUAGU
Molecule: messenger RNA, 2050 nt
Organism: Moneuplotes crassus
Lineage: Eukaryota; Ciliophora; Spirotrichea; Euplotida; Euplotidae
Source: the annotation of a GenBank genome assembly